AUGAUGCUUGUUGCUAAUUCAUGCUUAGCUGAACUUCUUAUAUCAAUUGUUGCAUUUUGGAUGGCAAUAUUUACAUUACACAAUGAUCUUCAACGACGAGAAUACGAAGAUUCACUUUGUAUUUUCCGGGGUUAUAUUGGUUCUAUGACAUGCUGCGCACAGAAUUAUUCUUAUCUUCUACAAGCAAUAUAUCGUUAUUUAAAAGUUAUUUAUCCUACUCAACUAUUUUGGCAAUCAAAACGAGUUCAAAUUUUCCUUAUGAUCCUUAGCUGGAUUGUGUCAUUUAUAUAUGCUUUUCCACUAAUAUUCACUAGUGCAAUCAGCUAUCAAGCUGAUGAUCAAAUAUGUCAAGUCCCAUUACAUUUCUCCAUUGUAACCAUUUAUAAUAUAUUUUUUCUCUACAUAAUACCAGUGAAUAGUAUUAUGUUUAUUUAUUUAAAAUUAGUUCGAUAUGUUAAAAAAAUGAGUCAACAUGUUACAACAGCAAAUAAUUUAAUUCGAGCAGAAAGAGAAUUAAAAAUGGUAUAUCGAAUAGUUAUGCUUGUCAUAACUUUACUAGCAUUUGGUUUUCCUUAUACCAUCUUUAUAUUUAUGGGAUUUUUUACUUCACCACCUAAAUAUCAUUUUCGUAUUGCAUAUAUUUUUAUAGAUGUCUCAUUAGUAUUCAUAAUGAUUAUUAUAUUUCAUAGUGCAGAACCAUUGAAAGCAUCUGUAAAAAAUCGACUAUUCAAAAGACCAACAGCGAUGGUGCAAACAGUGAGAUAA
Molecule: messenger RNA, 765 nt
Organism: Adineta steineri
Lineage: Eukaryota; Metazoa; Rotifera; Eurotatoria; Adinetida; Adinetidae
Source: the annotation of a GenBank genome assembly